GGUAGAGUCAGUCAGCGCCUCGGUCAGUGUGUUGAACCAGCGCGUCGGUCAGUGUAGUGUUGGUAAACAUGGCGAACCGCACGGUGAAGGAUGCUCAGUCAAUUCAUGGCACUAAUCCUCAGUAUUUAGUGGAGAAAAUUAUAAGAACCAGAAUAUACGACUCCAGGUAUUGGAAGGAAGAAUGUUUUGCCUUAUCAGCGGAAUUACUAGUGGACAAGGCGAUGGCUUUGAGAUGUAUUGGUGGAGUAUAUGGUGGCAACAUCAAGCCAACACCCUUCCUCUGUCUUGUGCUGAAGAUGCUGCAAAUUCAACCUGAGAAGGACAUUAUCAUUGAAUUUAUCAAACAAGAUGAGUUUAAGUAUGUUCGUGGGUUGGGAGCAUUUUAUCUGAGGUUGGUGUAUGGUUCUUUAGAUUGCUACAAGUACCUUGAACCCCUACUCAAUGACUAUAGAAAACUACGUCUUAUGGAUCGUUCUGGCCAGUAUCAACUUGCUCACAUGGAUGAAUUUAUUGAUAGUUUACUGCGAGACGAGCGUUCCUGUGAUAUAAUUCUACCCAGAGUUCAAAAAAGAUGGGUUCAUGAAGCUAACAAUGAACUUGAGGGUCGGGUGUCCCUGUUGGACGAUGAUCUGGAUGACCUGGAAAGUGAGAGUGAUGAGGAGGAGCUUCUUCCACCACCAAGGCCAAGGAAUGACCCAGUUGAACCAAUGCGGACAGCACCUAGCAGGGAUGACCGCCACGGAAGAGGCCACUCUCCUUCAAGACGUUCUCCCCAGAGGGAUAUGAGAAAUGACAGAGAAAGAGAAAAGAGGCAUCGCAGUAGAAGUCGUUCACGGGAGAGAGAUCGAGGCAUGGAAAGAGAUAGAGGAAUGGACAGAAUAGAACGUGAUAGAGGAAUGGAGCGAGAUAGAGGAAUAGAAAGAGAAAGAGGGAUGGAUAGAGAUAGAAUGGAUAGAGAGAGGGGGAUGGAAAGAAUGGAAAGAGACAGAGGAAUGGAAAGAAUGGAUAGAGACAGAGGGAUGGAAAGAAUGGAAAGAGACAGAGGGAUGGAAAGAAUGGAAAGAGACAGAGGGAUGGAAAGAGAAAGAGCUAUGGAACGAGAUAGGGGAAUGGAACGUGAGAGAGGCAUGGAAAGGGAGAGAAAGAGACAUCGCAGCAGGUCAAGAGAAAAGCGCCACCGAUCUAGAUCGCGAUCCCCUGGUCAUCAUCUUCACCACCAUCGAGAUCGAGGUCGUGGAGGAGAAAAGGAACGUGACCAUCGUCAUGGAGAGCGUGCAGAGAGAGAUCAUGGCAAAGAAAGAAACAGAGAUCACCGAGAAAGGGACCGUGAUCGUGGAGAUCGCAAAGAAAAGCAUCAUCGUAGUGGACGCAGUAAACGAGAUAACAUGAUGGGGAUGAGUAGGGAAGAUUUGGAGAUUGCAGAAGCUAAUGCCCUUAGGGCUCGAUUAGGUAUGCCACCUCUCCGUCCAUAGACAGAAAAACACAAUUUCUUCCCAAAUUGUUCUUGACAUUUUUUCAAGUGUUUCUUCAUUUGAAAGGAGAAAAUUGUGAUGAUGAUAAAUAGUUCAGUGUUUACCAUGUCCAUGAUUAUUUAGAUACAAAUUUUUUUCAUUAAAAUUUUUGUAAAACAA
Homarus americanus (American lobster) is the source of this 1631-nucleotide messenger RNA. RefSeq names its product pre-mRNA-splicing factor 38A-like (gene Prp38). Bases 69 to 1472 code for a protein of 467 amino acids. Lineage: Eukaryota; Metazoa; Arthropoda; Malacostraca; Decapoda; Nephropidae. The record is from RefSeq and is a predicted model, not a curated record. The transcript is spliced from 7 exons. Gene Ontology annotation, cellular component: precatalytic spliceosome.